AUGAAAAAACCAUCACCAGCACAAACAACUGGUUCGGAAACAUCAUCGGAUCGAUCGACCGUAUCAUCAUCAUCGUCAUCAUCGACAACUCCUCCAAGUCAAGAGGAAACAACACAACAACCACCACUUGCUAAUAAUGAAGAAUUGAGUACAGAAUUUCUCAAGCAAUACAAUCGCUUGCAACACGAAGGAAAAGAAAUCAAUCCAGAGGAGCUUAAAAUUCAAAAUGUGUUGAAGGAAACCUUGUCAAAUCCGAAAACUCUACAUGCUGCUCGGACUCAAUUUGCACGAGCGACAGGUAUUGGCUAUUCGUUGCUGGGAGGUGGAGUGGUGUUGGGUCUUGCCAUGGCAUGGCUUUUCAAGAAAUCCAAUCAAAAGCAAGAGUGA
Molecule: messenger RNA, 387 nt
Organism: Naegleria lovaniensis
Lineage: Eukaryota; Heterolobosea; Eutetramitea; Acrasida; Naegleriidae
Exons: 1
Coding region: 1-387 (128 amino acids)
Source: RefSeq, a predicted model, not a curated record